AGACAAUUAGAAAAAAAAAAAUGGCUGGGAGAUUCUGUCAAAAAGACGGUGGGAUCAUGACGGCGAUGGUGGCGGUUGUGAUCUCCGACGUCGGAAUGAAUACUCUGUUCAAAGCAGCUAGCUCAAAAGGAAUGAGCUCGUAUGUCUUCCUAGUUUAUUCUUAUGGAAUCGGAGCUCUUCUUCUUCUUCCUUCUCCUUUCCUCACUCACAGGUCAAGAUCUCUCCCACCAUUAAAAUUCUCAGUUCUAUGUAAAAUGGGACUUCUUGGAUUACUUGGAUGUGUGUAUUUGAUGUUGGGGUACACAGGAAUCAAAUAUAGUUCUCCUACUUUGGCAUCAGCAAUGAGUAAUCUCACUCCUGCUUUCACUUUCCUCUUUGCUCUUCUCUUUGGAAUGGAGAAGGUAUCUAUAAAGAAAAAUAGCAGCGUAGCUAAAGUAGUUGGGACAAUAGUUUGCAUAGUGGGUGCACUUGUGGCCACUCUAUACCAUGGCCCCAUCAUCUUCGCCGCAUCUCAGCCGUCCGUUUAUCUCCCUCAGCCUCUUUUGGCACCUCCAUCGCCACCGUCAAAUUCUAAUUGGGUUAUCGGCGGAGGUCUUUUAGCCCUUGAGUACACUCUCAUUGCCGUCUCUUACAUUAUUCAGACACACAUAAUGAGGGAAUAUCCGUCGGAAUUUGCCUUGGCACUUUCCCACAAUGUCUGCGUUUCAAUCUCUUGUGCAUUUGUUAGUUUAUUUGCGGAGAAGAACAAUCCUAACGCGUGGAUUAUGAGAUCGAAAAUUAUGUUGGUAUGCAUCGUCGCAACGGGACUGGUAAAUACGACGGGCUAUGUUGUUGAGUCAUGGACAGUGCGACAUAAGGGGCCAGUAUUUCUAGCGAUGUUCAGGCCAUUAUCUAUAUUAACCGCAGUGGUACUAGGGGCAAUAUUUCUAGGCGAUUCUCUCUAUCUCGGAAGUGUGAUUGGUGGAACGUUGAUAUCAAUCGGUUUUUACACGGUAAUGUGGGGAAAAGCAAAGGAAGAGAAGGCUGAUAUCGAAACUAAUGUCGCAACAUCGUCGCAUUCGAAGAGAGUUCCGCUUUUGAUGAAUUAUGCCGCAGAGAAACAAGUCUAACAUUGUAGCAUUUUGUACUGGUGUAGGAACAAUUAAUUUUCAAGAUUUCA
Messenger RNA from Arabidopsis arenosa, 1159 nucleotides. The record is from the annotation of a GenBank genome assembly. Lineage: Eukaryota; Viridiplantae; Streptophyta; Magnoliopsida; Brassicales; Brassicaceae.